UGUAGAGGCCAGUUGUUCCUCUAAUAUCACACGUUUUACAGUAACUUACAGUGUUUGUUGCUGGUUUGCAUUCUAGUUUGUUUCUGUUUACGGAGUACUCCGUACACUAGGCAGAUAUUUACGACAUCAACUAAAAAGGCUCUCUCAACAUGAAGCUCUUUGCAACGGGUUUGGUCCUGGCCCUAGUAGCCACCGAGGUCGUCGGAUCUAGCAAUUGGUUUACCAGAGCUGUUUAUAAUAGGUGGCAUGAAACUGAAUUGGAACGGUGGCUGUCUGAUCAUGAUAUCCCGUAUCCAACUUAUGCAGACCGCAGGGACCUGGAGAAUCUAGUCAAAAAAAACUGGGACGCAUAUAUCCAGGCUCCUAUAACUCAUACAACGGACGCAGUCAGCGAUUCUUAUGAGCAGGCGAAAGAGUGGAUUUUUGAUUCAUGGAGUGAAUCGCAUUUGAAGGCGUUUCUGGACAGACAUGGGAUUCCAAAUCCUCAACCAAGAAAGAGGGACACUCUUUUAUCCGCCGUAAGGGAUAACUACGAAGCAAUUGCGCAUAAGCUUGGCCAGACAACACAGUAUCCUGGGAACUGGUUGUAUGAUCACUGGUCAGAGUCCGACUUGAAGGAAUAUCUCGACAGCCAUGGCUACGCCGUCCCACAACCAACAACCCGAGAUAAACUGAUCGCUGUAAUUCGAAGGAAUGCGAGACGCGCUAGUAUUGAAUCCAAAAAGGCUGCUGCUGCUGCAUCUUCUUCGGCUGCCGCAGCACAAGAGAGCCUAACUGAAGCUUUGUUCAACGCCUGGUCCGAGUCAGAUUUUAAGAAAUUUUUUGAUGAGCAUGACAUCAAAGUCCCACAGGGCUCUCGACGCAAUGAAUUGGUCGCAUUGGCACGUAAGCACCGCAAGUCGCUUCUGCAAGAGCCAACAUCCUCGAUCACGUCGUUAUAUGGUGCAGCGACUUCGAAAGCUGGAAAUGAGUUCGCACGAGCAACAGAAGAUGCCCGAAUGAAAAUAGAUGACCUUUUCAACUCCGCUAUCGAACAGUGGUCUGAUUCCCGCCUUAAGGCAUAUCUCGACGCCCGCGGCGUACCCGUCCCCCAAGGAUCAAAGCGCAAUGACCUUCUGGCCACAGUGCGCUUGCAUAGCCAUAAGGCUGCCACCGGAUAUUCCGCUUGGACCUUUGAUACCUGGACUAAAGAGAAUCUCGGAAAAUACUUGUCCUCUCAACAUAAGGGAGCCCUGGAGAAACUCGAGGGGAGCAGAAAUGAUCUUUUAAAGCAGGCUCAGGAUGCAUACAUCAGUGCCUCCAAGACUGGUGGCGAUAGCUACGCAUCAAUGACCUCAUAUCUUGCUUCCGCCACCGACGCAGCAAAGGACAUGAGCUUGAACACUUGGUCGAAAGACGAUCUCCGGAAAUAUUUGGAGUCGUAUGGACUCAAAAUCCGGCGUGACAUAGAGAUAGAAGAGCUCCGUGAAGAAGCAAGACGAAAUGCGAAUUAUUUCAUGUAUGGCACACUCGUGCAGGAAGCGGGUAUUUUGGAUCGAGUGUGGAGUGCUGGGCAGUGGGUCUGGGACCAAUUGAAAAUUGGUGCCCUGAGUGGGAGAUCUGAGGGACAGAAGGCGGCCGAUGCGGUAAAGGAGAAGGCAGCGGACGCAAAGAAGAAGGUUGACUUGUAAUGGAGGUGCGAGGGGAGACGGAGAAGAUGUUAGCAGGGAACAUCUAGCGAGAAACCUGAUUGACCUCCACCCUUCUCUCUAUUUGCGUCUUUCUUUUCAACCCCAGUUUCAUCUUGAAUUUUGACACGAUUUAUGACUUGCUUUUACCUGGGACCGAGCUUUUGACAGGAUAACGAGGUGCAGGGUUAUUUUGCCGGGUGGCAGGUGUGAUGCUUGAAAUUUUUUCACGCUUCCCUUUCUUCUCCCCUUCUUCUCGUCUCACCGACUAUGC
Molecule: messenger RNA, 1941 nt
Organism: Coccidioides posadasii C735 delta SOWgp
Lineage: Eukaryota; Fungi; Ascomycota; Eurotiomycetes; Onygenales; Onygenaceae
Source: RefSeq, a predicted model, not a curated record